Messenger RNA from Dothidotthia symphoricarpi CBS 119687, 1499 nucleotides. Its product is annotated as Ebp2-domain-containing protein. Bases 105 to 1334 code for a protein of 409 amino acids. Gene Ontology annotation, cellular component: nuclear periphery; nucleolus; preribosome, large subunit precursor. Gene Ontology annotation, biological process: rRNA processing; ribosomal large subunit biogenesis. The transcript is spliced from 2 exons. The record is from RefSeq and is a predicted model, not a curated record. NCBI's taxonomy places the organism in Eukaryota, Fungi, Ascomycota, Dothideomycetes, Pleosporales, Dothidotthiaceae.
AUUUCGUUGGACCUGGACGAUAAUUUUUGGGAGCUUUGACGCGACAUUGCGCAACCAACUCGUGCUUUUCCUAUCAGCACGAAUAUCUCCCGAACACAUCUGCCAUGGCGAAAAGUAAGCUCAAGUCCGCGCUCGACCACCACAAGGGACGCAACUUCCCGCUAGAGAAGCAGCGCAAGAAGGAAAAGGCUGCGAGGCAACGGAAAGAGAAGAAUCAGGCGCAAACCGAUGGGACGGAUGGCGAGGAGGAGGGAGGUGUGAAGCUGCCUGAGGUAGUAGAGGCUGGUGUGGUGGCCAACGGCAAGGCGAGCAAGGCGAGCAAGCCGAAGAAGAACGGCGCGCAGCCUGUCGCUGCUGAGGAACCUGAAUGGGAAACGGAUGGAAGCGACGAUGAUGAAGACGACGAUGACGACGAUGACACGCCGGGGCGCACCAUAGACCUGGCGCUCCUCGAUGACAGCGAGAGCGACGUCAGCGGUGAUGACGAUGUUGUUGGCGAGGACGAGGACGCAGACGAGGAUGAGGACGAGGAAGACAUCCCGCUCUCUGACCUCGAGUCGGUCGCUUCAGAAGACAAGGGCGACAUCAUCCCCUUCCAACGCCUCACCAUCAACAACACGGCCGCACUCACCGCCGCCCUGCACCGCAUACAACUCCCCUACUCCAAGCUCGCCUUCUCGGAAUACCAGGCCGUCACCACAACUGAACCUGUUGAGAUUGCCGAUAUCGAAGACGACCUCAACCGCGAGCUCGCAUUCUACAAGCAGUGUCUGUCCUCGGUCAAGGAUGCGCGCGGCAGGCUGAAGAAGGAGGGCGUGUCGUUUUCGCGCCCGGCCGACUACUUCGCUGAGAUGGUCAAGAGCGACGAGCACAUGGGCAAGAUCAAGCAGAAGCUGAUUGACGCGGCCGCGGGCAAGAAGGCCGCUGCUGAAGCGCGCAAACAGAGGGACUUGAAGAAGUUUGGCAAACAAGUCCAGGUCGCGAAACUUCAGGAGCGUGCCAAGGAGAAGAAGGAUACGAUUGAGAAGAUCAACGUCAUGAAGAGGAAGCGACAAGGCGCAGACAUUACCGCCACGAACGAGGAGAACCUCUUCGACAUUGAGCUCGACCACGAUGCUAAGCCUUCAGAAUCUCGCCGGGGUGACGGCAAGUCUGGUGCUAAGCGCCAGAAGAAGAACGAGAAGUUCGGAUUUGGCGGAAAGAAGCGACACGCCAAGAGCAACGAUGCUGAGUCGAGCGCCGACGGCCGUGGCUUCUCAGCAAGAAAGAUGAAGGGCAAGACUGGUGGUUCAAGCAAGCGACCGGGCAAGGACAAGAGGGCGAAGAAUCGUUAAGACAAUCCUGUUGCGUGAUGAAGGAUGGUGACAGUGGGUGCAUGCACACGGCGCUUUGGCGUUUAUGGGAAAAGAAUAAAAGCGCGGUUGUGUUCCAACUGUGUAAUGUACUGAGUUGAUCGUGCUCCGUAUGGUUCUAAGAUACCAAUGUAUACUGCUUCAAUC